AUGUGGUCAUUCUUACAGGACACCUCCACAAUGGGGUUGUUCUACAACUCCCUCUGGUUGAUCCAGAGCGUCCUUGGCCCCAAGGGCUGCACUCACUCGCCCGAGGACCGCGCAUGUUGGAAAGGUGAGUUCAGCAUCAAUACUGAUUAUAAAUAUGAAGUUCCAAAUGGAAAGCUUGUUGAAUAUGACUUUACCAUUUCCGAACACACUAUUGCGCCUGAUGGAUACUUGACAAACGUCACGAUUAUUAAUGGAAAGUUCCCUGGUCCUACUAUUGAAGCUAACUGGGGUGACACUAUCCAUAUCAACGGUGCCUAUGGUCCUGUGGUCAUCCAUGGUCCCACAAGCACAAACUACGACCACGAGCUCGAGCCUCUGCUCAUAAGUGACUGGUACCACGCUGACGCAUUCAGCAUGUUCCACGAAGAAAUCACCGACCACGCUCAUAUCCCUACAGGUACUUUGAUGAACGGCAAGGGUGUCUUUGAUUGUGACCCCGACGAAGAUACUCGCUGUACAGGCAAGGAAUGGCAGUCUUGCUACAUACAAUUCUGGAUGGACGGACACAACUUCACUGUUGUGGCUAAUGAUUUUGUCCCUAUUGAGCCUUAUGUUACCGAUGUUUUGAUUCUUGGAAUCGGUAUAUUUUCCUUCUACUGCUGGUUUACCGAUUCAAUUGCUAAUAUGUGGUUAACCCAACGAUACGAUGUCAUCAUCGAAGCCAACGCAACCCUGGAAUACGGUUCAAACUUUUGGAUGCACGCAACCCACUGCGACGAUGAAAUGCCCGUUCCUUGGGAUACUCGGAUCGGCAUAAUCCGAUACAACACCAACGAUAAAUCCAAUCCCUACACCCCCUCUGCUAGUACCCAUCACCCAGGCUACGGAUGCCGUGACCCAGACCCUUCCAGCUUGCGGCCCAUCGUCAAGCGACAGGUCGGCAAAGAAGUCAACGGCAUGUGCCCCUCGGAAUACCUGAAAAUCGGUCUUCAGAGCUGGCCCAACAUCUCCGACCCAGAUUCCGUGAUCCGCAAAUGGGUUCUCGCCAACCGCUCUCAAUCUGUCGACUGGCAUGACCCAUCCCUCAUGCAAGUCGUGUCCCACGACAAGGUCAAUCUGACCGAAGAAGCUGCCCCCAUCAACCUAGACUACGAGACCGGUGAAUGGGUCUACUUCGUGAUCGAGGGCAACUUCACAGACAUCAACGACCCUCCUCGCCCUAUCCCCCGCUCCGUGCAUCCCAUCCACUUGCACGGCCACGACUUUGUGAUCUUGGCCCAGGGCGAUGGCGAAUUCACAUCUGACAUCGUCCCCAAUCUGAACAACCCCGCGCGAAGAGAUAGAGUGAACUGUCCCAUUGGCGGCUACGUAUAG
Talaromyces marneffei is the source of this 1374-nucleotide messenger RNA. RefSeq lists its product as uncharacterized. The coding region runs from base 1 to 1374 and encodes 457 amino acids. The record is from RefSeq and is a predicted model, not a curated record. NCBI's taxonomy places the organism in Eukaryota, Fungi, Ascomycota, Eurotiomycetes, Eurotiales, Trichocomaceae. The transcript is spliced from 4 exons. Gene Ontology annotation, molecular function: oxidoreductase activity; copper ion binding.